Messenger RNA from Cadophora gregata, 1785 nucleotides. RefSeq lists its product as uncharacterized. The coding region runs from base 1 to 1785 and encodes 594 amino acids. NCBI's taxonomy places the organism in Eukaryota, Fungi, Ascomycota, Leotiomycetes, Helotiales, Ploettnerulaceae. The transcript is spliced from 2 exons. The record is from RefSeq and is a predicted model, not a curated record. Gene Ontology annotation, molecular function: oxidoreductase activity.
AUGAGCUUCUACGAAGCCGGCGCAGCAUGGCAUGCUGGCGAAGAAGAGAUGCACAAGCUUCUACGAGUCCCAGCUCAAGACAAUCCCACACAGCCAUACCUCACACCGCAAGCCUCGAAUACCCUCAUCCGGUCCCCGUUGAUAGCACUGGGAACUCUCGAUGAAGAAGGCAGACCAUGGACGACACUAUGGGGUGGAGAGGCAGGAUUCUCCAGGGCCAUUGCACAAGGGAUCAUUGGGGUCAGGACAACAGUUGAUAGAGAGUAUGACCCUGUUUUGAAGGUGCUGCUUGGAGACCAGGCCGAUGGCGAGGUAGUACAGGUACAAGGGACAGGCAAAAUGGUCAGCGGAUUGACGAUAAAUUUGGAGACCAGGAAGAGAGUCAAGCUUUACGGAAGGAUGGUUGCAGGGGCUCUUGCAGCCACUGAAGAGGGCGUUGGAGAGGUACAAUUGGUUGUCAAGAUUGAACAGAGUCUAGGAAAUUGCCCGAAAUACCUGAACAAGAAGCAAAUCGUUCCCCAUAUUCCACAACCCAAACUUGUUUCUAAAAAUCUACUACUACCCGAGGCAGCCGUGAAUCUGCUUUCCAAAGCCGACCUUUUCUUCAUAUCCUCCUCAAACCAUGAAUCGGAUAUGGACUGUAAUCACAGAGGAGGUCCGCCAGGGUUUGUCAGAAUUCUCUCGAAUACAGAAGAAGAAGUGACGCUGGUCUAUCCUGAGUACUCCGGAAAUCGUUUGUAUCAAACCCUUGGAAAUCUCAGGACAACCCCACGCGCUGGCCUGGUGGUUCCAGACUUUGAGACUGGAAAUGUCCUCUAUGUCACUGGAACCACGGAAAUACUUAUUGGGAAGGAUGCCACGGACCUCAUAUCUCAUACCAAUCUUGCUGUGAAGAUCAAAGUCGAAGCAACAAGGUUCGUCUCUGAUGGGCUCGCUUUCAGGGGCCAUGACGGAGAACUUUCUCCUUAUAAUCCUCCGGUGCGAUAUUUGUCGACAGAAACUUCUCAUGGUAUUGGCGGAUUGGAAAAGCAGGUACUCGCUAAGCUCAUCGACAAGAAAAUGCUUACCCCAACCAUUGCAAGGUUCCGCUUCCAGAUUGCCGACCCAGGUCAGACGAGCAAAUGGAAACCUGGGCAAUACGUUGCUCUGAGUUUUGCGGAUGAGUUGGACAUUGGAUAUAGUCACAUGAGAGAUGAUGAUCCGAAAAGUCUCAACGAUGACUUUCUCCGCACGUUCACCGUAUCUUCGCGCCAGGAUGCGCUCGAUGAGUGUGACCAAUUUGAGAUCACAAUUCGGAAGGUUGGUGUCGUUACAGACCUUCUCUUCAGGCACAAUAUCAGAUCGGAACUGGAAGUCCCACUACAGGGAUUCGGCGGCGAAUUCAUAGUCGAGCAGAGCGGAUCAGAGAAUGUAGCAUUUGUAGCGGCCGGGGUUGGAAUCACGCCUCUACUAGCUCAGGCUCAAGAUCUGGAUCUGGAACGACUACACUUAUUCUGGACAAAUAGAGCAGAUGAUGUCCCAUUAGUCAUUGAAACAUUCGAUCGAAUCCCUGGACUUGCUCAAGCAUCUACUAUUUUCAUGACUGGGAGCAUCAAUGCCGACUCCGAGGAUUGGAAGAAGCUUGUGGCUUCGGGAGCGAAGCUUGAGAACAGGAGAAUAACGAUAGAAGAUGUAGGUGCUUAUUCGGCGGCUAAAUGGUAUUUAUGCACUGGGCCUGGAUUCCGAGCUACUUUGUUGAAGUGGCUGGAAGGAAAGACAGUAUUUUUCGAGGACUUUAAUUACUAA